AUGGAUCCAUUCAAACUUUUCCCCGUCGAGAUUGUCCUCCUGGUACUGUCUUUUGUCACAGACUUUGUUGGCUUGGAAAGCCUCAUUUUAAGCUCCCCAUGGGUGCGCGCGGUCUUCGAAGCCCACCCCCGUCGAAUCAUCAUGUCAAUAGUGCGGUUGAAUCCCAUCACCGCUAUGUCCGAAAUCCAGGCUCAGCUUUGGAGAAGUGCUCUGAUCCAUAGACCCUCCGUCCAUUGCACGGACCUAGACAGUUUCUUGCGGCUAUGUCCAGAUACCAGAACAGGUCCAUACCUUCAUCUCGCCCCGGCGACAGACGCCCUCCCCGAGCAAACCAGCGUGGAGCAAAUUUUCCGUCUAAUCACAGUCGCCGCUAGAAUACAGCGGCUUGCGUGCAUGUGCAUGUUUGCCAUGCACCGCAAUUUCAUCUCCGCGGUGGGAGAUGCCUUCGGUCCUACGUCAGCCCGGCGAGCGGGCGAACCUAUCGUUUGGCUAGAAGAAUAUCGAGUCUAUUGGGCUUUGUGGCAACUCGAGAAUUACGCAGCUCUUUGCAAGGCUGCAAGGUCCCGUUGGAGCUGGUCGACGGUAUCAUUCAACAGACUGCGUGAUAUCACCAACAUCGACAGGAAUAUUGUCCCCCUUGCCGAACAUAUUUGGAGCAUAGCUGCAGUCCUGGAGAGCUUAGGACUGCAGUGCUCUUACAAACUCAUGUCAGUUGACAUACUACAGGAGAAAAGUAUGGGUGGGGUGGAGCCUCGAGGCCAUGGGCCAGAAACGUCGAGUGAAUUUGGUGAUCUUCCAGACUAUUCUCCCAACACCAUCCCAUUUUUUCAACUCCUGGAUCCCCUCCCGCUCCAACCAUUGCUUUCUAGUUCUGGCCCCCAGGACGUUUACCCGGUUUGGAGCCCGCCUAGGAUUCCGAAUGGAGAGUCCCAAACCGAAGUGGACUGGCUCCAGGGGCCCCGACAUCGCUUUAGUCUCUCGCCUGCAGCAAUGAUGUACCAAAGCCAUCGCCAAAUGAAUUCUAGCCGCAGGCGGUUCAAAUACGCCACAGCGCUUGGCUCACCACGGCUUUACCGACUUUCCGGGGUGAUGAUAUGGAACCUUUGGCGGAUGUACUCGGUUGGCCUUUUCACCGUCAGAUUCGACGGCACGAGAUGUACGCCAAUGGGUGACAUCGUGGAAAACACUCAGCUGAGCUCCAAGGACUUUGUGCAGAGGUGGUCAGCGCUGAUCCGAAAGCGCACCCCUUUCCUCAAGUAUGAUGUCAACUCGGUGUUGAAAUUUGCCAGAAGCAGCGAUCCACACUGA
Messenger RNA from Penicillium brevicompactum, 1308 nucleotides. RefSeq lists its product as uncharacterized. The coding region runs from base 1 to 1308 and encodes 435 amino acids. The transcript has a single exon. The record is from RefSeq and is a predicted model, not a curated record. NCBI's taxonomy places the organism in Eukaryota, Fungi, Ascomycota, Eurotiomycetes, Eurotiales, Aspergillaceae.